Gallus gallus (chicken) is the source of this 6841-nucleotide messenger RNA. RefSeq names its product carbamoyl-phosphate synthase 1 (gene CPS1). Bases 442 to 5019 code for a protein of 1525 amino acids. Gene Ontology annotation, biological process: L-glutamine metabolic process; L-arginine biosynthetic process; 'de novo' pyrimidine nucleobase biosynthetic process. The transcript has 41 exons. Lineage: Eukaryota; Metazoa; Chordata; Aves; Galliformes; Phasianidae. The record is from RefSeq and is a predicted model, not a curated record. Gene Ontology annotation, molecular function: metal ion binding; carbamoyl-phosphate synthase (glutamine-hydrolyzing) activity; ATP binding. Gene Ontology annotation, cellular component: carbamoyl-phosphate synthase complex; cytoplasm.
CGCGCCGCCCCUCCACAGCGCUGAGAACUUCGGGCGCCAUUUUGGCUCCUCCUGCGGGGUUCGAGCAGUGCCGUGCUGUUGUCCCUGUGGGAAUUCAGGUUUCCCUCUGGCUGGCCCUGCGGGUUUGCUUGCUAACCUGCCCACACAGAGCAGGGAAUGAAGGCAGGCAAUGAGUUUGCGAGGGAAGCUGCUCCCACGUUCCCUCCUCGGUUCCAGUCAGCUGGGGUGUGAGGGUGGGAAGGCGCGGGCGCCAUGCUGGUGUGCUCGCAGCGUGUGGAAAGGGUCGUGCUGGAUUGCCUGGGGAAAAAUAAAGGGCAUUUUCAAAACAGCAAGCAAACAAGGAGAAACCUGAUGUACAUGGAGGGACUCUUCCCAAAGUAGGCCCUUGGAUUCAGGGAGCAGCAGCCUGCAGAUCAUCGACACUUAAACUCAACUAUCAAGAUGACAAGAAUUUUGACAGCUUGCAAAGUGAUGAAGACUUUGAAAGGCAGACUGGAGUUUUGCAAAGUGUCUGCUGAUCACUGGAGUUUCUGGAGGAGUGGUACCAGGUUGUUGAGCAUCAAGGCGCAGACAGCGAACUUGGUGCUGGAAGAUGGAACGAAGAUGAAGGGCUAUUCUUUUGGCUAUCCAUCCUCCACAGCAGGGGAAGUCGUAUUCAACACUGGUAUUUCUGGAUACACUGAAGCCUUGACAGACCCCAGCUACAAAGGGCAGAUUCUUACACUGGCUAAUCCCGUUGUUGGGAACGGUGGAGUGCCUGACACGGCUGCCCUGGAUGAAAUAGGCCUCAGGAGAUUUCUGGAAUCUGAUGGAAUCAAGGUUUCAGGUUUGCUGGUGCUGGAUUACAGCAAUGAGUACAGUCACUGGCAGGCUGCGAGGAGUCUAGGAGAGUGGUUGCAAGAAGAAAAGGUGCCUGCUCUGUAUGGGGUCGAUACCAGAAUGCUCUCUAAAUUAAUUCGUGACAAGGGUACAGUACUUGGGAAGAUUGAAUUUGAAGGUCAACCCACAGAGUUUGCAGACCCAAAUAAGCAGAACUUAAUUGCAGAGGUUUCAACAAAGGAAGUCAAGGUAUAUGGCAAAGGGAACCCGGUUAAAGUUGUAGCAGUUGACUGUGGGUUGAAGAACAACGUUAUCCGUCUGCUGGUAAAGCAAGGUGCAGAAGUACAUUUAGUUCCAUGGGACCAUGAUUUUACCAGCAUGGAGUAUGAUGGGCUCAUUAUUUCUGGAGGUCCAGGAGAUCCCAUGAAGGCCCAGGAGGUGAUCCAGAAUGUGAGAAAGGUCCUGGAGAGCAAUCGCCCAGAGCCUUUGUUUGGAAUUGGCAUGGGGAAUCUAAUCACUGGAAUAGCAGCUGGAGCUACUUCCUACAGGAUGCAGAUGGCCAACAGAGGACAGAACCAGCCCGUCCUGAAUGCAGUGAGUGGACAAGCUGUCAUUACUGCUCAGAACCACGCUUAUGCUAUUGACAGUUCUACCCUCCCACCUGGCUGGAGGCCUCUCUUUGUGAAUGCCAAUGAUCAAACAAAUGAGCCAUGCACAGCUCAUACAGACUUAUACAGGCAAUGGGACAUUCUCAGAAGAGCAAAAAGCUCCAAGGCUCCUCAGGGAAUUAUGCAUGAGACCAGACCAAUUUUCACAGCACAGUUCUACCCAGAUGCAAAUCCUGGGCCGACAGACACAGAGUUCCUGUUUGAUUCAUUUAUCUCACUGGUUAAGAGAGGGAAAGGCACUACCAUUGCUUCGGUCCUGCCCAAGGCUGGAGCAACAGCUUCUAGAGUGGAGGUCUCCAAAGUUCUCAUUCUAGGAUCUGGGGGUCUGUCGAUCGGUCAGGCAGGGGAAUUUGAUUACUCUGGAUCUCAGGCUGUGAAAGCUCUGAAGGAAGAGAAUGUCAAAAUUGUCCUUAUGAAUCCCAACAUUGCUUCAGUGCAGACCAAUGAGACCGGCUUAAAGCAGGCUGAUGCUGUGUAUUUCCUCCCCAUCACUCCGCAGUUUGUCACAGAGGUCAUCAAGGCAGAGCAUCCUGAUGGAUUAAUUCUGGGCAUGGGUGGUCAAACAGCUCUCAACUGUGGAGUGGAGCUCUUCAAGCAAGGAGUCCUGCAGCAGUAUGGUGUGAAGGUCCUAGGUACAUCAGUUGAAUCCAUCAUGGCUACAGAGGAUAGAAAGCUUUUUUCUGAUAAACUGAUGGAGCUAAAUGAAAAGAUUGCUCCUAGCUUUGCAGUGGAAUCGAUUGAAGAUGCUUUGGAGGCAGCUGAGAAGAUCAGCUAUCCGGUCAUGAUACGUUCUGCUUAUGCCCUUGGUGGUUUGGGGUCAGGUGUAUGCACCGACAAGGAAAGUUUGCUGGACCUUGGUACGAAGGCAUUUGCAGUGACUAAACAAAUUCUUGUGGAAAAGUCCGUUGUGGGCUGGAAGGAGAUAGAAUACGAAGUCGUGAGAGAUGCUGCUGAUAACUGUAUUGCAGUCUGCAAUAUGGAAAACAUAGAUGCAAUGGGAGUCCACACAGGGGAUUCUGUCGUAGUGGCUCCGAGCCAGACACUCACUAAUGAGGAAUUUCAGAUGCUGAGGGAUCGUGCCAUCAAGGUUGUCCGAUAUUUGGACAUUGUGGGAGAAUGUAAUAUCCAGUUUGCUCUGCAUCCAACUUCCCUGGAAUACUACAUCAUUGAGGUUAAUGCCAGACUUUCGAGAAGUUCAGCUUUGGCAUCCAAGGCAACAGGGUAUCCAUUAGCAUUCAUUGCUGCCAAAAUUGCCUUGGGGAUCCCCUUACCAGAGAUCAAGAAUGUAGUGACAGGAAAAACCUCAGCCUACUUUGAGCCCAGCCUGGAUUAUGUUGUUACCAAAAUACCCCGCUGGGAUCUGGACCGUUUUCAGGGCACCUCCAACCGGAUUGGAAGCUCCAUGAAGAGCGUGGGAGAGGUCAUGGCUAUUGGCCGCACUUUUGAAGAGAGCUUCCAAAAGGCCCUGAGAAUGUGCCACCCCUCUAUAGAUGGCUUCACUUCACAUCUGCCCAUGAACAAAGCCUGGCCAGCCAUCGCAGAUCUCCAGAAGGAACUCUCUGAACCAUCCAGCACUCGAAUAUAUGCAAUGGCCAAGGCCUUGGAAAAUGGAGUCCCUGUGGAUGUCAUUCACAAGCUCACAGCCAUUGACAAAUGGUUCCUGUGUAAGAUGCGCAGCAUUGUGAACAUGGAGAAGAUCCUGAAGGAAGUGAAACACGAAGAAAUUCCAGAAGAGACGCUGAGGAAGGCCAAACAGAUGGGCUUCUCAGACAGACAGAUUGGGAAAUGCCUGGGACUAACUGAAGUCCAGUGCCGCCAGCUGAGACUGAGGAAGAACGUAGUGCCCUGGGUGAAAAAGAUUGACACGCUGGCAGCAGAAUACCCGGCAGUAACUAAUUACCUCUAUGUCACGUACAACGGCCAGGAACACGAUAUAAAAUUUGAUGACUGUGGAGUGAUGGUGUUGGGCUGUGGACCAUAUCACAUAGGCAGCAGUGUGGAGUUUGAUUGGUGUGCUGUCUCCAGUAUCCGCACACUGCGUCAGCUUGGCAACAAAACGGUCGUGGUGAAUUGCAACCCAGAGACGGUGAGCACAGAUUUUGAUGAGUGUGACAGACUGUACUUUGAGGAGAUGUCAUUGGAAAGGAUUCUGGACAUCUACCAAUACGAGGGAUGUAGUGGCUGCAUUAUUUCUGUGGGCGGGCAGAUUCCCAAUAACUUGGCAGUGCCACUGCACCAGAGUGGAGUGAAGAUCUUUGGCACGCAUCCUUUGCAGAUCAACCGGGCAGAAGAUCGCUCCAUUUUCUCUGCUGUUCUGGAUGAGCUGCAUGUGGCUCAAGCUCCCUGGAAGGCAGUCAGCACUCUGAGAGAUGCAGUUGAAUUUGCAGGCUCUGUGAGUUACCCAUGUUUGCUGAGGCCUUCCUAUGUUCUAAGUGGCUCUGCAAUGAAUGUAGUAUUCACUGAAGAGGAAAUGAAAAAGUUCUUAGUGGAAGCCACCAGAGUCUCUCAGGAUCACCCUGUGGUACUCACUAAAUUUAUUGAAGAUGCCCGCGAGGUGGAAAUGGAUGCUGUAGCCAAGGCAGGAAGAGUUAUUGCACAUGCUGUUUCAGAGCACGUGGAAGAUGCAGGCGUUCACUCUGGAGAUGCUACUCUCAUUUUACCCACACAGACUAUUAGCCAGGGAGCCUUGGAGAAGGUAAAAUCUGCUACAAAAAAGAUUGCAAAUGCCUUUGCCAUCUCUGGUCCAUUCAACGUACAGUUCUUGGUGCGAGGCAAUAAUGUGCUGGUAAUAGAGUGCAACUUGCGGGCUUCACGCUCCUUUCCUUUUGUAUCCAAGACUCUGGGUGUGGACUUCAUUGAUGUGGCCACAAAGGUGAUGAUUGGAAAAGAGGUUAAUGAAUCAUCCCUCCCGACACUGGAGCAUCCCAUUAUUCCAUCCAAAUACAUUGGGAUUAAGGCCCCAGUGUUUUCCUGGUCCCGGCUGAGAGAUGCUGAUCCUGUUCUCCGAUGUGAAAUGGCCUCUACUGGGGAGGUUGCGUGCUUUGGGGAGGAUGUAUACUCUGCCUUCCAGAAAGCUAUGCUUGCUACUGGAUUUACAUUUCCUAAGCAAGGAAUUUUGAUUGGAAUCCAGAAAUCCUUCCGCCCCAAAUUCCUCGGUGUAGCAGAACUACUGUAUGGAAAAGGCUUCAAGCUUUAUGCCACUGAAGCAACCUCUGACUGGCUCAAUGCAAAUGGUAUCCCUGCAGAUCCUGUGGCAUGGCCAUCACAGGAAAGCCUGAGUCCCAGCCUCCCUCCAGUCAGGAGGCUGAUAAGGGAUGGGAAAAUAGAUCUGGUGAUUAACCUGCCUAACAGCAACACCAAGUUUGUCCAUGAUAAUUAUGUGAUCCGGAGGAUGGCUAUUGACAGUGGGAUUGCUCUACUCACUAAUUAUCAGGUGACAAAGCUUUUUGCUGAAGCUAUCAAAUACUCUGGGAAAUUGGACUCCAAGAGUCUCUUCCACUACAGACAAUUUGACAAAGGAGAUGCUGCAUAGAAGAUCUGUGUCCAACCUGCAGUCUUAGCUGCUUCUGGCACCACAAAAGAGGAGAUCUCAGAUCAUCCACCUGACCAUCUUUACAUGCAUUUUAUAGCGUCGGCACUGUUUGUCUUUCCAACUUAAGCAAACUAACUCCCAGCAAGUGCUUUUGGUUGUUCAUUGGAAAGCAGUGUUCUUCCCAGCCUUUCCACCAUCUUAUGUCCAUUUCCACUUAGGAAGAAAUAUUACUUAAUAGAUCCAGAUGCCACCAUAGCAGAGAGAUGAGAGAUACAAAUGUUCCUCUACAGGAGUAGCUCUUUUGAUAACUAACCUGUUCUUCCUUAGAUGUUUUUGGAUCCGUAUGCCCAGAUGUUCUCAUGCUGAACUGUUGGCAUUUGGCCCCGAACUCCAUAGAAAGAUGUGUAGCUUCUUCUUUCUAUUGCUGACUGUUGAGGGUUUUACAACUUUAUAUAAUGAUCAGGUAUCCUCCUGCAUGAUCUACCCAAUGACACCAUGGACAACUCUCAUAGUACAGAAGUGCUGAGGGUUAUGGGUCUGAUAGGAGCUCUUUAAAGACAAAAGAUCAUGAAUUCCUAAUGAUUCCCCUGCAACAGCUGAGGGGCACUUUUGACUUUUUUGGUUUUUAAACCCUGGCUAAGCAGCCUCUUCUACAGCCUGCAGAUCUGAUGGGUAAUGAAGACUGCGUGUUCUCUUUUUAAAAUCUUUUGUUUAAAAAAAAAAAAAUCAGGUUUAUCAUUCUGAAUUCAAGCAGUUGUCACUGCUUUGUAAGGGUUCUCUCACAGCUUUGUGUUUGGCUUCAAAAAUGGGGAAUUCUCUGAAGACUUCUUUGUACUGCUGUCCAAUGUUCUGUGCUGUGACUGUGGGCAUUAAGAUUGAAUCCUUUCAGAACAAGGUGAAAGUGUGUCAGUACAUUAAGCCUCCCAGUUAAGUGACCCCUUCACUUUCACUCUGGCUUUUUCAGCUCUAGCAAUGCCUGCAAAUCCUGCCCACAGAGCAGGCACCUGCUCUAUCACCUGUUGCACGUCUUCACUUACUGAAUGCGUAGCAGAAGAGCUCUGCAGCUCUAUGGCUAACAACGUUGUAUCCCAUAUACAUAUACAGCAGUCUCUGUGCCUACCUCAGAAUGUUUUCCAGCUGGGGACCACGUGUUUGUCCUUUUUCCCCCCAUAAUGCAGUAUGGGAGGGAUGUCCUGAAGUUGAAAAGAUUAAAAGUUGAACUAAUGCGAUAACAUUUCAGGGAGUAAAUCAAAUCUGAUGAGAGCUGUUAUUGAAAGAUGCAAAGGAGAGAACAGAAGUUGUGAUGCCUUUGGAUGUCAGAGGAAUCCCUGAACAACUGAUGCUAAAUGCCAAGACCAAAUUUUGAGCUAAGUGUGGAUUUCCUUCUGACCUGCUUGAUAUUCCAAGUCCUCUGAUCUCAGACAUCUCAUCAUAACUAACUGUUGUGGUGAACGCAAUCCUGCCCCCUGUGCAGAGGGGAGAGCUUUGCACUUCUAGAGUAGAGGUGUUAUUAAAGAAAAAACCAAACAAAACACCAGUCCACAAGAGCCCAGAGCUAUCAAGAGUUCGCCCAUUCAGUUGUGAAAUGAAUGACUAAUGGUGGUUAAUGAAGCAAUGCAUACUGCACUUUCUUUUUCCAGUGGCAAAAAUUUCAUUAAUAGUUGAUGUUGUCGCACAUUGUCCCACCCUGCUUUUACCUCCAGUAGUGAAAAAAGUGAUGUCUUAGAAUGUGUCUGUAUUCUCUUGUUCUUCUACUUUGAUUUUGUUACUUUUCUCAAGAGCUGAAAAUGAAAUAAACACCCCGGAUUGUCACGGCCACUCA